Messenger RNA from Trichosurus vulpecula (common brushtail), 2037 nucleotides. It is a transcript of the gene RHOF, whose product is annotated as ras homolog family member F, filopodia associated. Gene Ontology annotation, biological process: small GTPase-mediated signal transduction; cell migration. The record is from RefSeq and is a predicted model, not a curated record. Lineage: Eukaryota; Metazoa; Chordata; Mammalia; Diprotodontia; Phalangeridae. Gene Ontology annotation, molecular function: GTP binding; GTPase activity.
AUGGGUGACCCUGGGAGAUCCCUUUCCUCUGACGGUCUCCUCCCUUCCAGAGCCUGUUCUGUUUUUUAAGCUUCCUCGGGGACCGGGGAGCCAGUUCCCCCUGCCUCUUACGAGGCCCCCAAACCAGGGAUCGAAGCCACUUGGCUCUGAAUUGAGAUGGGGGGGCGGGCAGCAACUGGGUGUUCAGAGAGAGGCCGACCCUUCUCUGUCCAGUUCUGCAAAGUCCUUCUCAGGGUCAGCCCUCCCAGGCAGACAGCCACCCUGAGAGAGGCAGUCGAGGGUUGGGUGAGACCUCAACCUAUUGGGUGAUGACCUUGGUUGUUUUUCCCCCUUCAACCCCCCCACCCAUUCCUAGUCAGGAUGCUCAGAAACUCGGGGCUCACUUGGAUACCUGGGACACACCGAAGCAGGCGGAACCAGCCAGGGGUAAGAGUGACCCGGGCGGCCUCAGUUCUCAGCCCGCGCGCCCUGGGCCCAGGCGGCGGCGGUCCAUGGCAGACCCCGCACCCCCAGCCCCGGCUGCGGCCCCGACGGCGACCCAGGCCCCCGGCAAAAAGGAGCUGAAGAUCGUGAUCGUGGGGGACGGCGGCUGCGGGAAGACCUCGUUGCUGAUGGUUUACAGCCAGGGGGCCUUCCCGGAGCACUACGCCCCUUCGGUCUUCGAAAAGUAUACGACCAGUGUGACCCUGGGCAGCAAGGAGGUGAUCCUGAAUCUCUAUGACACAGCAGGUCAGGAAGACUAUGACCGCCUUCGUCCACUGUCGUACCAGAACACUCACCUUGUCCUCGUCUGCUACGACGUCAUGAACCCCACCAGCUAUGACAAUGUGCUCAUUAAGUGGUACCCUGAGGUCACUCACUUCUGCCACGGGACGCCUAUGGUUCUCAUUGGCUGCAAGACUGACCUGAGGAAGGACAAGGAGCAGCUGCGGAAGCUACGAGCUGCUGACCUAGAACCCAUCACCUACGCCCAGGGUGAGAGUGCCUGUCAACAGAUGAAGGCAGCCCUGUACCUGGAGUGUUCGGCCAAAUUCCGGGAGAACGUGGAGGAUGUGUUCCGAGAGGCCACCAAGGUCGCCCUUAGUGCCCUCAAGAAGGCCCAACGAAAGAAGAAACGGCACAUCUGUCUUCUGCUGUGAUGGGAUCCCAGGUCCUGGACAGCCCCUGGAUGGGCUGGGCCAGCGGUCUUUGUCUCUCCAAUCUCCUAGGGAGCUAGUGGCUGGGGAGGAAGGGGGGAGGGUGACAUCAGUGCAGCUCUGGGAAGGGACCUUAGACCCCAUCCCCAGGUGACUCCUUUCCCAGCUCUGAGUCAGCGCAGAGCUGGCAAGAUCCCCAGAGCAGGGCAUAGAGUGCCUCCCAUGGAACGCACAGCCCCGAGUGAUUCCUUUCUGCCUGGUUGGAGCCAAUGACUCCCAACCAGUCUCUUGGGUUUGGCCCUCAUGCUGAAGAUGGGGUUUGGAGGCUGCCCACCUCAGGCGACCAAUCCCCAUUCACUUAUUAAUAAGCACCUAUGUACCAGGCUCUGUGCUAGGUGGUGGGGUUACAAAGAUAAUGAAACACUCCCUACCCUCAAGAAACUCCCAUUCUGUCAGGCACUGGGGAGAAAGGAGCCGUUGCUUGGGUCUAAGUGUCCAUGCCCUACCUGUUAAGUGGACCACAUGGGCAGCUUUUUCCCCUUCAUCCCAGGGAGGUGGAGGAGGGGGGUCAGCCAAGCCCUCUGGGCGAAGCACAGGACUGAUCCAGGGAGAAUGUGCAGGGGAAGCCAGACAUGGCCAAGCUCCCAGGAUGAGCUGCUUGGAGAGGCCGAUGGCCGUCACUGGCAGGAUGGACAGCUGUCUAGGUGGAUUUUUGCUGAGGUCUUCCUGUGUACAGGUUGGACUAGCUGACGUCUGAAACCCUAUCGUGCCGAGUCUAUUAGUCACCCAGCUGACACAUGGGAUGCCUGCUGUCAGAGGCAAACCUAACAGAGACUCUGGAAUUCCCAAAGCCCCUUUCUCACACCAUCUUGGCCACAUUCACAUUUGACAUUAAAAACCA